This is a messenger RNA of Symbiodinium natans, 1683 nucleotides long. Lineage: Eukaryota; Dinophyceae; Suessiales; Symbiodiniaceae. The record is from the annotation of a GenBank genome assembly.
AUGAUUUUGCUGUGGCUUACGCACUUGCGGGCCCCAACCUGGCAGCUGAUUCAAGACCAUGUCCUUGCAGUGGGUCGGCGCUCUGCUCUUCUCCAGAUGUCAACUGCUACGGCUUUCAAAACAGCAAUUGCUCCAGCCUUGGAGGCAAGCAUGUUCCCUCGGUUGUUGGUGACGCGGCGACGGCGCGGCUUUCAUGGCGGCAUUUUGCUCUCGGUCAGCUACUUGCACUUCCCGAAGGGGCAACUGUCAGGUCUUGAUGCCAAUGGCUACACUGUCCAGCUUCGUCCUGCCUGGUCCGAUGAGCGAGGUUACUCCUGGGUCUACGUAGUCAAUGUCGCAGGCACUGUGAACGACUUGCGGCACGCUGCAGAGGAGGAGCUUGGUAUCCUCAUUGCCGACCUUGUUGCAGAUCAGGGCAGGCGUCUGCCAGGACUUGCCACCCUCUCCACCUUGGGCAUCCACCAUGGCUGGCAGGUUACCGCCACCGCCCGGACCACGCUCCUGGUGUCCUCCUUCCACUCCUUUGUGCGUGCAGGCAGUGCCUGGAACUUGGCCUUCAACAACCUGUGUGAUGCGUUCGUCGUGUUUCGACCCGAUGGCGCAGCAGCUUCCUGGGGCGACCCUGGCUACGGUGGCGACUGCACGUGGGUGAGAGAUCAGCUGUAUGAUGUGCGGGACGUUGUUGCCACCUACGGUGCUUUUGCCGCACUCCGGCGCGAUGGGGGCGUGGUAACUUGGGGCAACCCCGAGAUUGGGGGCGAUUGCACCCCAUGCAAGGCUCAGUUGAAGAACAUCCGGGCGAUCCGGGCGUCUCGGGGUGCCUUCGCGGCCAUUUCCGAGGAGGGCGCGGUGGUGGCUUGGGGAGAUCCGUUUCGUGGUGGGGACAUCUCCAGGGUGGAGAGCCGCCUUAUCCAAGUUCGGGAGGUAAGAGCUGCGGCGCGUUCUUUCGCUGCUCUUCGGGAGGAUGGGACAGUGGUGACCUGGGGCGACAAGAGGCAUGGUGGCGACAGCGCUGAUGUCCAACAUAGGCUGACGCAGGUUACGGACAUCACCGCCUCAGCUGGUGCCUUCGCAGCCAGACGGGAAGAUGGGACGGUGGUGACCUGGGGUGAGGCGAAGUUCAGUGGGGACAGCAGUGCGGUCCAGGAGCGACUCUUGCAGGUGCGCAAGAUACGCGCCACGCCGCAUGCGUUCGCGGCAAUCCGGGAGGAUGGAACAGUGGUGACUUGGGGUGAGCCAGAAUACGGCGGCGACUGCACCUCGGUAGAGGAUCAGCUGACAGAUGUGAGCGAUGUAAGUACGACUGCUGCAGCCUUCGCGGCACUCCGCAAGGAUGGGACGGUGGUCACCUGGGGUGAUCCGGCCUUCGGCGGGGACAGCAGUGGAGCGAACGAGCUCCUGCACCAGGUGCAGGACGUGACGCCUUCCGGAGCCGCCUUCGCCGCACGCCGCCGCGAUGGCCGCGUGGUGUCUUGGGGCUGCGUGCAGAGCGGGGGCGACAGUCGCGCAGUUCAGGUCCAGCUGACGCAGGUCGAGGAGCUUGUUGCCAACGGGCAUGCUUUCGCGGCGCUGAAAGCAGAUGGCACGGUGGUCUCCUGGGGGGCGCAGGCGGCAGGAGGAGACUGCAGCAGCGUGCGCAGCCAGCUCUACUCCGUGCAGAAUCUCAGCUCCACCAGACUUUAA